CAGCGAUUGCUCGUACACGUCCGACAUUCCUGCACCAGAGCUACUUGCCACAGACUGGACACUCCCACCAGAUGAAUUCAUAAAAAGGUGAUCAGUGGUGCGCUCCUAUCAGAGGACUUCAACAUUGGUCUGAUCAACAGGAUUCUUGGGGGUUUCCAGAGUAAACAUGGUGGCCUAUGAAGUGACCGUGUCCACUGCCUAUUUCAGCGGCGCCACCACUGUUGGCAGUGUGUUCAUUAAGCUGGUGGGCACAGAUGGAGAGAGCGAACGCAAGUGGCUCAUGGGCUUCAAAGGUGCUGCAACCUUCAUGAAAGGAGCAGUGUCUAGUUUCACUGUGUGCUGCCCCGCCUCCAUCGGAAAGCUGGUUCUGAUAGAGCUCGACAAACAGCGCCUCCCGCUGUUUCCGGAAGACUCCUGGUUCCCAGCCAAGGUGGAAGUGAAAUCCCCCGAGGGAGACGUCUACCACUUUCCCAUCUACCGCUGGAUCACUGACAACGAGGUGCACCGCUUCAGAGAGGGAACAGCCCUGAGAGUCUUUGACGACAACCAUCACCUGGGCAGGUACAGUCGACAGCAGGAGCUGCAGCAGAGAGAGGAAGACUAUCGCUGGGAUGUGUAUGUCGAGGGAAUACCACACUGCAUAAAGGCAGAAAACCCUCUUUCUCUGCCAUGCGAGGUCCGCUUCUCCUUCACCAAGACGACGGAGUUUCUCUUCACGGCAUCCGCGGGGCUGACUGAGUUGCAGCUGAAAGGGCUGGCAGGCUGCGAGAAGAACUGGACUGAUAUUGAUGACAUCAAGCAGGUGUUCUGCUGCAAACGGACUGACAUAUCAGACUACGUCCAGAAACACUGGAAGGAGGACGCCUUUUUCGCCUACCAGUUUCUGAAUGGCGUCAACCCCAUGAUGAUCCGCCGUUGCACGGCCCUGCCCGGUAACUUCCCCGUCACUGACGACAUGGUCUUCCUCCACGGUCAGUGCAGCUUAGCGGCUGAGAUGAAGAAAGGAAACAUAUUCCUGUGUGACUACAAGCUUUUGGAUGGAGCCAAACCGAACGUCAUCAAUGGGAAGAAGCAGUACCUGAUGGCUCCUCUUGUCCUUUUGCACAAAACACCCGAUGAUAAGCUGAUGCCAAUCGCUAUUCAGCUGAAACAGACUCCAGCCGACGACAACCCCAUCUUCCUCCCCUCCGAUUCCGAGUACGACUGGUUGCUGGCCAAGAUUUUUGUGAGGAGUGCAGAUUUCAGCGCGCAUCAGCUCGAUGUUCACCUGCUGCGCACUCACCUGCUGGCUGAGGUGUUUGCUGUGUCGCUGCUGCGCCACCUGCCCAUGGUGCAUCCUCUGUACAAGCUCCUCAUACCUCACACUCGCUACACUCUGCAGAUCAACUACUUAGCUCGACUCCUCCUCAUCUCUGAGACGGGUGUUUUCACUGAGUUUGCAGCGUCUGGUGGAGAGGGUAUGAUGACAAUCCUGAAGAGAUCGCUGUCCUCCAUAACCUACAGCUCCCUCUGCAUACCAGACGACAUUGCUGAGCGGGGGCUGGAGGCUGUGCCCGACUUCUACUACAGAGACGACGGCCUCAGGCUGUGGGAUAUCAUCCACAGGUUCGUGCAGGAAAUGCUCUGCUACUACUACAAGAGUGACGCUGAGGUCCAGCAAGACUCCGAACUGCAGAACUGGAUCGGGGACAUUUUCAAGCAUGGAUUCCUUUCCCAGGCGUGCACAGGUAUUCCACAGCGCUUCGCCACUGUAGGCGAGCUGGUCAAGUUUGUCACCAUGGUGAUCUUCACCGGCUCGGCGCAGCACUCAGCUGUUAACUCUGGACAGUAUGACUUCGGUGGCUGGAUGCCCAACACUCCCAUCUCCCUGCAGCUUCCUCCCCCCACCACCAAGGGGACGGCAAGUGAGGCCACGAUGCUGCAGACGCUACCUGACGUCAGCACGACGGUGCAGGGCAUGGCCACCGUGUGGCUGCUCAGCAAGCGGUCCUCUGACUUCAUCCCUCUUGGCCAAUACCCGGAUGAUCAUUUCAGUGAGGAGGUUCCCUGCAAGGUGACAAAGGUUUUUCAAGGAGAGCUCGAAGUGUUAAGCGCAGCCAUCAAAGUAAGGAACAAGUGUCUGGAAGUCCCGUACACGUACAUGGAUCCCACAGAGGUAGAAAACAGUGUGGCCAUCUGAGUAUCAGGUGUGAGCUCCUGAGCUGGGGGCCAACAUUCAGGUUCACAUUAAUAAAAGGGGGAAAGAAACUGAUGAACUGUAGUGUAAUCAGGCUUCUGCACGUGAUCACUGAUUAUUACGCAGCCUGCUCGACUUAACUGUGGUGAAAAUGUCCUGUUUAAAUUAUCCACAUCCUAAAUAAAUUGGGUUUUCAGUGAAUAAACAAGACAUGUUACCAAAAGAGAUGAGAUGCAAAGCUGCUGCAUUGAGACGUUUCUUAAAUUAUCCUCACUGAAAAAAAAAGGGACACUUAUUUUUUUUAUAGCCAUUCAGUAUGUGUGUUCAUGUGUGUUGCAGAGUAUCCUCCUGUUGCUAAAAUGAGCUCCAGCUGUUUGUUAUGGGCCAUGCAGAGCAGUGUUAUAUAUCAAUGAGAGAAUGGAAAUGACUUCAUUUAGAUUGUUUUCCUGUUGCCUUCAUUUUCUUCACACGUUACUGAUGAAGAAACUUUAAAUCAAGCAAUUCGUCAAUAAACAUCAUGAGAUGUAGAAACAAACAUGGUGCCCAUGAGUAAUGAUUAAAAAAAAUUAACGUGGAUGAUUUGUCAUUAAAUAAUCACAUCAAAACCCUCAUUUAACACAGCAGCAUGUUCUUCAUAAAGAUUAAAAAAUGACUUGAGUUUUGAUAAUUUGCACAUUUUUCAUGUUAUAGAAAUGAGUUCUUGUUGCUGUAAUGUGAAUUUCUGUACCUUCUCUGUGAAGCAGCUGAUUUCUGAUCACUGCUGUCACUCAGGUCUAAACUGUGAGCACAUUUCCUCACCAUAAUAAAGGAUUGGUUAAAUCUACACCGUGA
Molecule: messenger RNA, 3007 nt
Organism: Chelmon rostratus (copperband butterflyfish)
Lineage: Eukaryota; Metazoa; Chordata; Actinopteri; Chaetodontiformes; Chaetodontidae
Product: arachidonate 12-lipoxygenase, 12R-type-like
Exons: 15
Coding region: 167-2179 (670 amino acids)
Biological process (GO): linoleic acid metabolic process; lipid oxidation
Molecular function (GO): oxidoreductase activity, acting on single donors with incorporation of molecular oxygen, incorporation of two atoms of oxygen; iron ion binding; protein binding
Source: RefSeq, a predicted model, not a curated record